Messenger RNA from Solenopsis invicta (red fire ant), 962 nucleotides. RefSeq lists its product as uncharacterized. The transcript is spliced from 3 exons. NCBI's taxonomy places the organism in Eukaryota, Metazoa, Arthropoda, Insecta, Hymenoptera, Formicidae. The coding region runs from base 191 to 652 and encodes 153 amino acids. Gene Ontology annotation, biological process: positive regulation of voltage-gated potassium channel activity; regulation of synaptic transmission, cholinergic; sleep. The record is from RefSeq and is a predicted model, not a curated record.
AAGAGGGUGUUGGUUCUUCAGUAUCGUACUGAAUACGUUUCGCAUCGGCAGUAUCGAAACAGCCAUCUCGACGGCAACACAAACGGUCAUUUUUAAGAACGUCGUACUUUUUAAAGAAGGAUUUUCUCCACAAACUACUGCGGAAUAGAAUUGAUUUUCAACAGUUUUAGCGGGCAUAUCGAUAUUUAAAAUGGUUUCCGCGAUGCGUACAGCGUUGAUCAUCUUCGGGCUAACACUUUUUAUAACUUCAGGUUCCGCCUUACGAUGCUGGGUAUGUGCGUCCAAUGUAAACAGCAUGUGUAAAGAUCCGAUGAACACUUCAGAUCAUAACGCUGCAUUUCAUAUAAGGACUUGCGAUCCAGGCCCAUAUGGCUCUUCAAAACCUAUUUGCCGCAAAAUUGUCAAACGAGAAAUGGGCGAGCGAGUUGUCAUACGCCAAUGCUCUACUCCAUAUCAUGACGAAAUGGAUACCAUUGAUGGUCAGUGCGGCAACUCCGUGACACAGGCAGGACGUGAUGUAAUCGAGUCCUGCCACAUCUGCAGCAGCGAUUUGUGCAAUUCGGCGACAGCCGUCUCUGCUACAAGGCUGAUCUACAUCGCCGUAAUAAUACUUUCUGCCUUGACUUUCCACCAAUCGAAAUACGUUCUUUAACAUUUUGAUAAUAAUCUAUAGUUAAAAAAAGAAGAGCGAUUUGAACGACAGCUACGAAUACUUAAUAUUAUAAAUCUACCAUUAACAAAUUUUCACUGAAGGAAUGAGUUGUUUUUUGACUCGACAGCUAUUUGAAAGAAUUUGUGUAAAAAGUAUGACCGAAGAACCUUGCAUAAGUCUUUUCCGGUUUAAGAACAAUCCGAUAUUGCGAAACAAAUAAUUAUAAACGAGAAAGUGAAUUUUACGAUUAAUAUUCAUUUACACGAAUUGCUGUAAGUACAAAAUAAAAUACAUAACAUAAUUAUGUGUA